UGAUUCUGAUUCAAUGCACCUCCUCGUAGAUUUAGCUAAAAAAAAAAAUUAUAAAUUUGGUUCAAAAAUAGGACACAAAAUACUGACACCUCAUGCAGAUGAAUUUUGCAAUGCCAACCAAAGCGGAAUUCUUACUAGUGCAAGUACCUAUUUUACCACAAUAUUCAAUAUAUUUUCCAAGCUCUACGACUAUGCCCCCUCAAAAAUCAAUUAAUAAAGCUCUAAAUUUAUAAACUUUUUAAUUUUACGGUACAUGCUUACAAUUUUUUUGGCCGUUUGAUGUAACACUCUUAAUAGUAUUGCUUGCCAAUUUGGUUUCUGUCUUAUCACCAUGAAGUCAAUUUCCAAUUUUGCUUCUUACCAGUUGUAGCCGGACAGUUGUAGUUGUAGAAGCUGCAGAGGUUCAGUUUUAGUUGUUGGAGAUUCAUUUGCUUUUGGUGGAUCCUCUAUCGCAACCAACAGCAAUUAUUACCAAUCAACCCGAAGGCAAGCGCAAAAGUAAAAAUUAAAAAAAAAAAACAUAUUAUCUUGAAAAUAGUUUCGCGUAAAUUGUUGCGUCGAGCUCAUCCCGACGUCUAUAUCUUCACUAGUCGCGUCGUGGACUCAAAACGGCUCGGGAACUCUAUUAAAUUUAGAAAACUUGUGGUCUCUGCCUCUCUAAUUUACGAUUACAUUCUUUGUGAUGGACUAAACCGAGAAAUAAAUUUAGGAUUGGAUUAAAAUCUAAAAAAAAAAAAAAAAUAACACAAAAGUUUCGUGUCACAUCUUUUUAAAAAUACAAAGUUUAAAUUUGGAGACGAUGGAGAGGAUUUUGAAAAUAUCGUUUGGAAUAUUUCUGAUGUAUUCUGUUACCAUCUCAAUGGCAUUCGACGAAGAACUUAUUCAAAAAGGCGAAUUAAGGAAAGCAUGCUCAAAAAGAGGAAAUGCUGCGCCCCCACCUCAAAGAGUAAAUACCACCAUGAGGUUAAUCGCAUUACGAGAGCUGAUGAGUUCGGAAGUUCGAUUAUUCACUCAUCCCGUCGAUGCGUACCUAAUCACGUCCAGUGAUGAGCAUCAGAGCGUAGAAGUAGCCGAUUACGACAAAAGACGAGAAUAUAUUUCAGGCUUUAGUGGAAGUUACGGAGAUGCUAUAGUUACCAUGGACAAAGCUAUUUUGUGGACGGAUGGACGUUAUCAUUUGCAGGCCGAUGAACAGAUCGAUUGUAAUUGGUUGCUUAUGAGGGAAGGACACAAAAACAUUCCUACGAGAUCUCAGUGGCUGAAAUCGCAAUUUCCAAAAGGUGCCAGGCUAGGUGCCAACCCGCAAAUAAUAUCCGAAUACAUGUGGAGAAAAUUGACGCACGAAUUGGCUGAAGCUAAAAUCGAAUUGGUUGCUCUAAAUGUGAGCCUCAUCGAUGAAAUUUGGCCCAAAAACGAAAGACCGGCCAAACUGAAUAAAGACGCUUUUGUUUGGGAUAUUAAAUAUGCAGGCAAAAACUUUACGACGAAAAUAAAAGAAGUUCGUGAAUUAGUUAAAAAAGCUGGAGCAGAUGCAAUGGUGGUAACGUCACUAGAUGAAAUUGCUUGGCUACUGAACAUUCGAGGCAGAGACAUUCCACUUUCACCAUUUCUAAGAAGCUACCUCAUUUUCGAUAUGGAUGAUGCAUUUUUAUAUGUUAACUGGAAGCAGCUGGAAAAAAAUGAUGUUUUCAGAUAUUUACAUGCAAAGUUUGAAUUUAAACAUAAUGAUACAGUACAAAUACGAAACUAUACAGAAAUAUGGACAGAUCUCAGAAUCAAGUCUCAACUAUACCAAAAAAUUUUAAUACCAUCUCAUUGCGUUUACAGUGAAGGUGCCAGUCAUGCCAUUUAUGAGCAUAUUUUUGCUGAUAAAAGACUGCCACACCAAUCACCAAUAAUUUAUUUAAAAUCCGUCAAAAAUCCUGUGGAAAUCGAAGGAAUGAAAAUUGCACAUAUCAAAGAUGGAGCUGCUAUGUGCAAAUUUUUUGCUUAUAUUGAGGCACAAAUGGCAAAUGGCAAAAUAUUCUCUGAAAUGGCGAUGGCAAGUAUACUAGACGAUUUCCGAUAUCAGCAAUUACAAAGUUUAGGCAAUAGUUUUACGACUAUAAUUGGAUUUGCUGCCAAUAGUGCAAAACCUCAUUACAUUCCAACUAGAAACACCAAUGCUAAUGUUUACAAUAAUGGAACAGUUGUUAUUGAGUCUGGAGCCCAAUAUUAUGAGGGUACAACAAGUGUAACAAGAACAAUUCACUAUGGCGAACCUGAUAGUUUAAUGAAAGACGCCUAUACUAGGGUGCUGAUAGGCCAGAUGGCUUUUGCAGGUUUAACUUUUCCAAAUAACAUGAAAAUGGCAGACUCUGAUGUUUUAGUUCGGAAGUCUUUAUGGGAAGUAGGUUUGGAUUAUUUGCAUGAAACUGGCCAUGGGAUUGGAACUUUUUUAGGCGUUAAAGAAUCUCCUAUUGCUAUACAGUAUGAUUUGGAAGUUGCAACCAAGCAGACGUUCAAAUCUGGACAGUUUUUCACAGUUGAACCGGGUUAUUACAGAGAAGGUUACUUUGGAGUAAGACUACAAAACGUUUACCAAGUAAUCGAUAAACCAUGGUUGCAACACACUUCUGGUCACAAAUACAUUGGAUUUAAGACGUUAACUUUGGUUCCUUACCAGCAGAAAAUGUUUGCAUUUGAGCAACUUUCAACACAACAGAGAAAAUGGUUGAAUCGUUAUAAUGAAGAGAUUCGUCAAGAAGUUGGGGCAGAGCUGAAACGGCACAACAGUAUGGAAGGCUUCUAUUGGAUGAUGGAAAAUACUAAAUACAUUCCUGAAAAUGGCGCAGCAAUUAUUUCAACAAGAUUCACGUUAAUAUCCGCAUUAGUUUUGAGCCUGAAAUUCCUAUGAAUUGAAAACUAAUUUUAACUAUUUUAUCAGUAUUUCUGUGUUCAUUGUUAUUAGGGAAAUAUAUGUGGCUUAUUUAUCUAUAUUGAUGUUUGUAAAGAGCAUAGAUAAUGAAUAUAUUUUUUUAUAGUUUCAUUUUGAAAAUUACCAUAGGUAUAAUGCACGAUAUUUUUAAUUUAAUUAAAAUAUUUUUAUGAAAAAGCUU
This is a messenger RNA of Ceutorhynchus assimilis (cabbage seed weevil), 3098 nucleotides long. NCBI's taxonomy places the organism in Eukaryota, Metazoa, Arthropoda, Insecta, Coleoptera, Curculionidae. The record is from the annotation of a GenBank genome assembly.